Thrips palmi is the source of this 599-nucleotide messenger RNA. RefSeq lists its product as uncharacterized. Bases 144 to 572 code for a protein of 142 amino acids. Lineage: Eukaryota; Metazoa; Arthropoda; Insecta; Thysanoptera; Thripidae. The record is from RefSeq and is a predicted model, not a curated record. The transcript is spliced from 2 exons.
GGCGCACUCUUGCUUACUUGACAAUUUUGGACUUGGGGUUCGGGCUGUGCCCCGUUGCGACAGAACGCAACACUACGCCCCCCCCAGACGUUUUGUUUUCCUCACGCAGCUCACCUCUUCCGAAGAUAACAACUUUUGAAACUAUGGCUGCCAACGCAUCGUCAUCAUCCACCCCGAAGUUGGCCAACAACAACGUUCUUGCUGACGUCACAGCCCGUCUGCAGAAUACCAUGGCGGCCUUCGCCAAUCUCAACACGGGGGAGGAUUUCACAAGCAUCUCAACACUUCGACGAUUCCACCCGUAUGAAACUACCAACUUCGAGCGUGUUGGGACUUCGUUCGGAGAUAAAAUCAAGUGCAUCAUUAAAAUUGAGCAGGGGGAAGAAGUCCCUGUUAUACUACCUAGUCGGUUGUCAAAACUUACUGAUGAGGACCUGUUUAAUUUAAACGAAGCUAUAGCGGAGGGUCAACCCCCCCUGUUUAGUGUACAACGGCAAGCGAAAGCAAGCGUUCGACGUGUCUUUAACGUUCCCUUCGAUGAAUUAGUGGUUUGUUGUAUUCACAAUGAAUAAAUAAAAAAAUGUAUUUUUGAAAACUAA